UUUUUGCUCUCAUCUCCACCAUUGGGGGCAGAUGCCUCUACUGCGAACAUUCGUGUAUUCCGAAACAAAUACGAGCCGUCCGUUUGACGAUCAUUCUAGAUGCUAGUGAUAUUUUUAUCUUUAUUCCCAUUUAUUUUGAAUGACACAGGAGGAGGUUACACAGUAAGCUUAUAAGUGCCGAAAAACCAAUUAUCAAACCAGAGCCGUAAAAGAAUUAGAAGAGACCAUGGAGGCAUGGUACAUGGACGAAACCUCUGAGGAUCAAAGACUUCCUCACCAAAAAAUUCCUAAUCAACCCGUCUCUCUAAACAAAUUAGCAGAUAUUGGGGUGCUAUACUGGCACUUGAACCCAAAAGACUAUGAAAAUGAUAAGGAGUUGCAGAAUAUCAGACAAACUAGAGGAUACAAUUACAUGGAUUUAUUAGAUUUGUGUCCAGAGAAAGUUGAAAAUUAUGAAGAGAAACUCAAGAAUUUCUUCAGAGAGCAUAUCCAUGCUGAUGAAGAGAUUCGUUACUGCUUACAAGGGAGUGGAUACUUUGAUGUCCGAGACAGUGAUGAUCGGUGGAUUAGAAUUUGGAUCAAAGAAGGUGAUAUGAUUGUUUUACCUGCUGGUAUUUACCAUCGAUUUACUCUAGACAAGGGAAAUUAUGUCAAGUUGAUGAGGUUGUUUGUUGGAGAGCCGGUAUGGACUUGUUAUAAUCGUCCACAAGAAGAUCAUCCAGCUAGAGUGGGUUACAUCAAGAACUUCAUUGAUGAUAAUAAGCAGGGAGUGCCGCUGGAAGCUCAUUGAGUAAGCCUUUACCUGUUUUAUGCACAUUAUGUUCUCUAUAGUUGUUCUAUGUGUAUUUUUAGACUCUAUAAUUGAAGGCAUAAGAGCCAACAGUGUAAGUCAAGUCUGGUGCAUCUAUAUCAACUUAUUAAGUCUAUGUAUUUGUGUUGGGGAUGUUAAAUUUGGUGUCAAGAGACGAACCUACUCCUAAGAAUACUCCUAAGCUUGAAUUGUUUACAUUCCUUGAGAAUAUAUUGUAGAUUAUUGGAUUUGUGUAUUCCAA
Messenger RNA from Papaver somniferum (opium poppy), 1052 nucleotides. RefSeq names its product 1,2-dihydroxy-3-keto-5-methylthiopentene dioxygenase 1-like. The transcript is spliced from 4 exons. The record is from RefSeq and is a predicted model, not a curated record. The coding region runs from base 227 to 790 and encodes 187 amino acids. Gene Ontology annotation, molecular function: acireductone dioxygenase [iron(II)-requiring] activity. Lineage: Eukaryota; Viridiplantae; Streptophyta; Magnoliopsida; Ranunculales; Papaveraceae.